UCCUGGCUCUGUGGGAGCUUUCACGUGACUCGGAGCCCGUGCGCCUCUGAAGCAGCUGAGGACACGUAAAGCAAACGGAAACGCCGCAGUUUAGAGCUCAGGAGCUGCCAAUUUACUUCAAUACAGUUAAGAGGGGGACGCUGGUCAGUCUCCAAGAUGUUUUCACUCGGGGAGAAGAUGGAGUUUCUCAUAGGAAACCCCUUUUCAACGCCCGUCGGUCAGAGAAUCGAGCGAGCGACCAGCGGCGCUCUGCAGUCCGACGACUGGGGGCUCAAUAUGGAGAUAUGUGACAUCAUCAACGAGACGGACGAGGGGCCCAGAGACGCAGUCAAAGCUAUUAAGAAGAUAAUCGUAGCGAACAAGAACUUCAGAGAGAUCAUGUUGGCCCUUACUGUUCUUGAGGCCUGUGUGAAGAACUGUGGCCAUCGCUUCCACAUUCUUGUGGCGUCGCAGGAGUUUAUUGAAGGAGUUUUGGUGCGUUCCAUUCUGCCCAGAUACAACCCCCCCACUGCCCUCCACGACCGGGUGCUCAGCCUCAUACAGUCAUGGGCCGAUGCGUUUCGUAGCUCUCCCUCCCUAGGGGGGGUGGUGUGCGUAUAUGACGACCUGAGGAGACGUGGUCUGGAGUUCCCCAUGACCGAUCUGGAUGCUCUGUCCCCCAUCCACACUCCGAAUAGGAGUAUCCCAGAAAACGGGACCCCUGAAACGAACCCCGUCGCUGCUUUCACACAUCAGCCACAACCACAAGCACCUUCCAGUGUUCCCACUCAGAGUACGUCCACUCCAGUCCUGUCCAGCGAGGGACCAGCCUCCCUCCAUGCAGAACAGUUUCUUAAUCAGGAACAGAAGCUGCGAAGCGAGCUGGCACUGGUGAAGGGAAAUCUCACUGUGAUGACAGAGCUGCUGAAUGAGCUAAUACCUGGACAGAGCCAGCAAGAUGACACAGAGCUGCUACAGCAGCUGUACUCGGUGUGUAAGAGCAUGCAAACUCGAGUGGUGGAGCUCAUCCCCCAGCUGCUGGAUGAAGGGUUUAUUGAAGAGCUGCUCAUGGUCAACGAUGACCUGAACAACGCCUUCAUCCGCUAUGAGAGGUUUGACAGACUGAACAAGGCACAAAUCCCAAAUAGUCAACAGCAGAGCUCUGCCACAAGCCCGAGCCUCAUCAACCUCAGCCAGCCUGCUGUCAUUGCAACAACCAGCCAACCAGCAGCCAGCAGCACCAGCACCAGCACCAGCACACCGCAGCCAGCCGACCACAAGGUGGAGGGGGAGUUUGACAUGUUUGCCCAGACGAGAGGCAGCUCCCUGGCUGAGCAGAGGAAAAGUGUCCGGUAUGAGGACCCAGGAGCUGUGGAGGGCCUCGCUGGAGCUCUGGAUACGAGGUUGCAGGUCACAGGAGGGAUGCCAGCCGCGAAAACCUCUCAGCAGAACGAUGUUGACAAAUGGUUAUCUGGUGAUAUGGAAGACCAGUCUUCAGUUAGUGAGGGAGUUUCCAGUACAGAGUUUGAUCAGUUUCUGGAGGAUCGGGCGAAGGCAUCGGACCAAAGAGGACAGACGAUUCGAAGCGUGCCGCCGUCCACCUCCAGACCGCCGCCGCCGCCGCCGCAAUCUAACCAACAGCAGGAGAGAUCAGACCAUCUCUUCUCACUUUGAGUCUGAGGACAAACAAGAGAAGCGGGUGGAUAUCCAGCUUCCAAACGCAACCGUUGUUCAAGACGAGGAGGACACAGGCUGGGAUUCAACAUUUCUUCAGCUGAGAGACAG
Anarrhichthys ocellatus (wolf-eel) is the source of this 1764-nucleotide messenger RNA. Its product is annotated as target of Myb protein 1. Gene Ontology annotation, molecular function: phosphatidylinositol binding; clathrin binding; ubiquitin binding. Lineage: Eukaryota; Metazoa; Chordata; Actinopteri; Perciformes; Anarhichadidae. Gene Ontology annotation, cellular component: membrane; endosome. Gene Ontology annotation, biological process: signal transduction. The record is from RefSeq and is a predicted model, not a curated record. The coding region runs from base 157 to 1653 and encodes 498 amino acids. The transcript has 16 exons.